Messenger RNA from Pygocentrus nattereri (red-bellied piranha), 1323 nucleotides. It is a transcript of the gene fam221a, whose product is annotated as family with sequence similarity 221 member A. Bases 203 to 1081 code for a protein of 292 amino acids. NCBI's taxonomy places the organism in Eukaryota, Metazoa, Chordata, Actinopteri, Characiformes, Serrasalmidae. The transcript has 7 exons. The record is from RefSeq and is a predicted model, not a curated record.
AAAUCUGAAGAAGAAGCUGUCGAAUAAGCAGCUGACUUCGGCUUCGGGUUCAGUCGGCCGUUAGGUCUUUACUGUUCCUCUGGUUCAGGCCACGGAGACGCCAGAGCUUGUUGCCCAGCAACGCCGAGGACGGAUCCCUUCGCACACUGACACUAGCUUAGCGGGGUAAAUUCGCCGUUCACUAUAGUCACGAAACGUUCAAAUGGAAAGGAUCUACACUGGCAAAACUACAGUGGACGCAGUGAAUGCCUAUGUGGAAUACAGAAGGAUUGUAGGAGAGGAUGAUGGUGGAAGACUCUUCUCAGAGGCUGAAUAUGAAGAGUACAAAAGGAGGGUUAUGCCAGCCAGAGUGCAUAACCGGCUGUAUGUGAGUUUUGGUGUCCCCGGCAAAAUAGACUGCAAGCUCGUUGGUCCAGAAACACCUUGUUUUUGUUCGCACAGGUUUAAACAGCAUCAGACUGAUUUUGAGGAGCUACCAACAGAGAGGCCCAUCGCUUUGCCCUGUCGAGUUAAGGGCUGUCGCUGUGGGGCCUACCAAUAUGUACAUCACGUUGGCUCUCAGGCCGUGCGCUGCUGCUGCAAACACUCACCCAGUGAGCACAGUGAAGCUGCAGACCACCUGUGCAAGAAAUGCAGCACCUGCACAGGGUUUCAAAGCCCAUACACUUGUGGAUGCGGUCAGCCAGGCCAUGCCCAUGUCACACUGGUAGAGAGCAGAGAAGAGCGGGAGUCACGGGGGCUGCCGGUGGGCAGGGCGGUGCCAUAUGCAGCUAUGGGAGGCCUGACUGGAUUCAGCUCAUUAGCAGAAGGCUACCUGAGACUGGACCCUAGCGGCUCAGGCCUUCCUCCACAUGACAUCGCUAGUCCUGCCAGAGCUGAGCAGCGCAAAGAACAUAAGGGAGCAUAUGGAACACUGUCAGAGACCUCAGGAAACCGGAAGGGGGCAGAUGAGAAUGACAUGGUUUCUCCUGAGAACUGUUACCAAGCCAGACUCAGGAAGGAGAAGAAAUCCAGACAUGAGUGGAUGCCAAAGAAACCAAGUGGACCUCUUAAGGUAGCAGGAAAACGGAUGCAAAACUGAACAGGUUUUCAAAUGAACCUGGGAUUCCCAAAUCGGGGCUCAGGCAACUUAGCCCAGACAAGCAACCACAAACACUUCCGCAGCCCACACAAAAUAUAUGACCAUAUAUAUGAUUCUGAGCCUGUGCCUUAUAAAUGCAAGCAAAUAUAAAUAUUAAUAUGAAUUAAUGCAUAGUAAUGUAUCAAACUUUACUUGACUGUAUAAUCACACAACAUAAUAAACUUCAAAAUUAUGUGAAAAAA